Molecule: messenger RNA, 2594 nt
Organism: Schistosoma intercalatum
Lineage: Eukaryota; Metazoa; Platyhelminthes; Trematoda; Strigeidida; Schistosomatidae
Source: the annotation of a GenBank genome assembly
CCGGGCUUUUUGGUAUGGAUGUAACAGCGUGGGAACUCGAACAAAUAAUCGGUUCGGCUUCAAGUGAAAAGGUCAAAUAUGGAAAGCGGAAAGCCGAAUACAGUCCUUUAGAGGAAAAGAACAAACGUUUAAAAGCUGAGAACUCGGUUUCAAACCAUGAAAAAGUUGUCGAAACUCCAGCUACAAAGUCUGCUAUUGAAGAGCGCAAGCCUGCAACAAAUGAUUUAAUAAAUCCUGUCAUUUAUAAAGAAAUACAAGGCAUUUUAGAACAUCGUAAUAAAUGCACAUUGAAAAUCCACGGACUCCCUGCCAAGACAACCAUAAAUGAAUUGGAAAAACUGGCCCCGGAAGCAAAAGCCUAUCGUUUACCAUGGAUAACUCGUCUUUACCGAUGCCAUGGAUUCGCCUUCCUGGAGUUCGAAUCAGAGGAACAAGCCUUGAUGCAUAAAGAAAAACUCCACAAAAAACUUUAUGGGAACAAAACUUUAUUCGCCAGUGUUGGGAAGUUCAUCUCAGAAUGUAUUGAUGACUAUGAUUGCAAAAUGCUUGUCCUUUAUGGAGUAAAUUACAAUGUUAAGAAAGGUGAAAUAGCAAGAAAAUUUCCUUCUUCCACUAAUAUAUCACUCGAUAAAACUAGUCACUUAAAUGCUAGACAUAAACCUGGCGUCGCUUACUUGACUUUUGCAUCAGAAGAAGAUGCUGUGAAUGCCAUUAAAUGUAGGCAAGGUUGCUUAUUGAGAGGUCGAAAAGUAUCCGUUCUUUUCCACACAAAACAACAAGAAAAAAGUAAGAAUUGUCUUUUAGUUCGUGGCUUAAGUAAAAAGGUGAAUAAAGACGAUCUUCUGGCUGUAUUUCCUCAAGCAUCAACGGUUCAUAUUAAUCACUUUCGCGGUGAAGCUCGAAUUAUGUAUGAUUUAGAGGAGGAUUGUCUUUUGGACCAAAAACAAGCAAAAGAUGUGUCGAUCGGUGGUCGGAAAAUCCAGGUUUUUUCGAUUUCUGUUAAAAAAAAGGAUACAUCCCAUUCAUUACCUAAAACUGGACAGUCCGGAAUUUCUAACGCAGAUAAGGAUGUGCCAUCAAGUAUAGUAAUAGAUAGAUCUACUCUGCCUUUAUGUGAAGAAACCAUUUUUAAGUUAUUUCCAAAAGAAAUUGACUUCUGCAUACCCUCACAGUCAGUUUCUCAAAAUAGGUAAGCUUAUUUCCAAUCCUCCGGAUUUGUUUCUUUAUCAUGACAUGAUAAUAUAACAAUUAGAUUUUUCCAAUGCUCUCUAAUUGGGUAUAUCUAGUUGUAGUUUUACAAACCAAGUGAAUAGGCAACUAGCGUUUUUAUUUAGCAAAACUAGUUGUAACCCGUUGGAUAGUGUUCACAAUGGUCUCGGUCGAUGACAUUUUGUGACGUGGUAAUUCCCUAAACAAAUUACGUAUCAAAAACAUUUUCCAGUUGCGGGACCAACUAGGAACAUUGAGUACAUCGAGAGUUACGUCAUCAACUGCGAUGCUUGUGAUUUCUUUCACAGUAUGGUACACUCGUUUCCCACUGCUUCGGUUUGGGUGCCCGAGGAGCAUCACAACCUUCACACGAAUUAAGUGAUGGUGUGGUGCAUGUGUAUCUAGUGCCUCCUCAUGCCAAUGCUUGUGCUUAAAUAAAAAAUAAAUACAUUAAGUUCUCGGUUUGCAUUCAAAUUUAAAGUUACUAGCACUUUUUCUACUAUUAUUUCUUUCAACGACAAAUAUUUCAUACUGUCAAAAUUUUUGAAAGCAUAGACAUGAUCCACUCUUUUUUUUAUCAUAUGCUGUUUUUUGCAAACUGAUUUUAAAUAUCUCAUCGAUAUAUUAAUGUUAUAACCUGAACAAUCCUAAUUGUCUGUGUUCAUAUUCAAGCUAUUUCACAGUUCAUAAAGUUUGUUUUUAAUUAAGGUAGUAACACCUCUCCAAAGUUGUCAGUCUAGUUGAAGUUAUAGAAGCUGUUGUCUCAUUACAUUUUGUCUUCAUUUACAAUCUUAUGAGUUUCAGAAUAGCUGAUAGUUCAUUUAAAAAGGUUCAUUAAUCUGUGAUAUAAAAUUUCCUUCUUAUUCUUUUGUUUUAAGUGUGGCGUGUGUUAAAUUCGCCACUUUAUCACAAGCUAAAAGAGCGAUCAAAUCAUUAGAUGGCAAAUCAAUGCGAGCUAGAAUAGCCAAUCCGAAAAGAAUGAGACUUCUUGGCAUUUCUAAAACGUUUACUACAGAGAAAAAGGAUGGAACUAAUAUACCUCUUUUUCCUACUAAGGUCGAUCAUAAUAAAACUAGUCAGGAAGUCAAACGAAACAAGAAACAUCACAGAUCUAAAGCUAGAUUUCCGAGUAAACAUGUAAAUUUCUAAAUAAAUAUAAUACUACAAUUAAACUCGUCUUCUGGUUAAUUUUGUGAUCAAAAUAUUUGAUACAGUAUUUAUGUCAUCAAUCCAAUUUUGAAUAAUAUCUACAUAAUUUUUAUUAUUACCAUAAAAAACUAAUAUACAAGGGCAAUUUGUGACUGACUAGUUUUAAAAAUAAUUCCUAAGUCUGAAACCACUAGGAAUUUAUUGCUAUCAGACUUCAACAUUUUCAUGAAAUCACG